CGCCGGGGCGUGAUUACGUAUCCCACCCUUUACGUAAGUCUGGACAUGCGCAGUGCGGACCCUCAGGCAGCCCUUUUUAUGCUAACCGCUGAACGACUAGCAUCAAACGAGCAUCAUGCAGCUCUUUCUUCGUGCCCAGAACACUCACACCCUCGAGGUGACCGGAGAGGAGACCGUCGCCCAGAUCAAGGCUCAUGUCCAGGCUCUGGAGGGUCUCCCCGCUGAGGACCAGGUGCUUCUGCUCGCAGGCUGCCCCCUGGAGGAUGACUUGUGCCUGGCCUCCUGCGGCGUCUCCGAGCACUGCACUCUGGAGGUGGCCGGCAGACUGCUGGGAGGUAAGGUCCACGGCUCUCUGGCUCGUGCUGGUAAAGUGAGAGGACAGACACCCAAGGUUGAUAAGCAGGAGAAGAAGAAGAAGAAGACGGGCCGUGCCAAGCGUCGCAUCCAGUACAACAGACGCUUCGUGAACGUUGUGCCCACCUUCGGAAAGAAGAAGGGACCCAACGCCAACUCCUAAUUUCCCCUUAGUUCAAACCAUGUUCUUUUUACCAAGUUCAAUGUUUUCCUGUCGUACAGAAUAAAAUUUGGCUUGGGACAAA
This is a messenger RNA of Periophthalmus magnuspinnatus, 599 nucleotides long. It is a transcript of the gene faua, whose product is annotated as FAU ubiquitin like and ribosomal protein S30 fusion a. The transcript is spliced from 5 exons. Gene Ontology annotation, cellular component: cytosolic small ribosomal subunit; ribosome. The record is from RefSeq and is a predicted model, not a curated record. Bases 116 to 517 code for a protein of 133 amino acids. Gene Ontology annotation, biological process: translation. Gene Ontology annotation, molecular function: structural constituent of ribosome; protein binding. Lineage: Eukaryota; Metazoa; Chordata; Actinopteri; Gobiiformes; Gobiidae.